Molecule: messenger RNA, 1177 nt
Organism: Prosopis cineraria
Lineage: Eukaryota; Viridiplantae; Streptophyta; Magnoliopsida; Fabales; Fabaceae
Exons: 2
Coding region: 1-966 (321 amino acids)
Source: RefSeq, a predicted model, not a curated record
AUGCGUCGGUUCCUCCCUGUGUCAAAAGAUCAAGCAGUCUCCUUACCUCAGGAACCUGUGGCCGCAGUUGCAGGCGCGCCCUACCAGGACCCGGAAGAGAGGCAGAGCUUCUAUACCACUGCCCUCCCUCAAGAGCCAGAAGACCCAUGUUUUCGGCUUUUGUCGCCUUGCCAUGUAACAUCUCCCGCAAAGAACCUAUGUUUACAGAGUUUUUCUCAUAGCCAUGGCCUACCUCAUCUCCCUCUUCCUCCUCCUAACCAUGGAGUGCUCAACUCCGGCUGGGAAAAGCCUUACAAUGAUACUCCCAGUUUAGUGACACUUCCACUUCUUCCGUGUUCUCCGCCUGAACCUGACAUGGUCAAGGGAAGAGAAGAGAUUAUUGAUUUGAACGCCAUAGCAGAAAUCCCAGAAGAAAAAGAUCUCUUGCAGCAGCUGCAGACACCAACAGUAAGCAUUGUUAUCGCACCUCGGCCAGUUCGCCCCCUUGGGUCUAGCAUAAGCGUGGGGUGCAUCAAUGAAGACCCUAGCCUGCCCCUAACAGCUCGAGCCCCGAAAACGCCAGAGGAGGUCGAGCUAGAGGUUGAGUCUGAGGCCUUGCCUGUUGUUAUAUCAGAUUCAAACAACCAGGUUAGAAUGGCAAAUUCUGCUUACAAGGAGAUGGUGGGUCAACCAGAAUGCCCUUGGCUCGACUCGAUGGUGACCAGUGAUGGAAGACUUCCACGUCGCUCGUGCAAGAGAAUCAGUGGGGAGGUGACACUGCUUUGCGAUUCAAGUAUACCGAUUUCAUCAAGUGGGUUUACAUGCUGGGUGAGAAUCGAAUGGAAAACUAACGAAAAAAUCAGCUCACUUAACGCUUUCUGUGACGUCAUCAGAUUAUCCUGCGAAUCCAGGGACUAUCUCUUAAAAUGGAGGUUUCACACUCGCGGUCCCACCAGAGAAGGUUCUCAAUCUAGUUGUAAUGUCUGAAGUGUUACUAUACAUAGUUCUAAACUUUUUAGCAAAGCACCUUGAUAAUCUUCUGUAAUUAUCUCCAUAUAGUAUAUAUGAUUAUAAUAUGUUAGGGAUUAUGUAGAAGUGGAUGUCUCCAUCAUUAACUGCCAAUGUACUAAUUAAGGAAAGCUGUUUACUACAAGAAUAUUGAUAUUGUAUUUAUGAGAUAAUCGCAGUUAUGAUCCAA